Acanthocheilonema viteae is the source of this 2313-nucleotide messenger RNA. Lineage: Eukaryota; Metazoa; Nematoda; Chromadorea; Rhabditida; Onchocercidae. The record is from the annotation of a GenBank genome assembly.
AUGGAAAUCGGAAGAAUUCUGACAUCUAGUAUUUUAGAAAUUAUUGUACUGAAUGAUGAGGAUGAUUUUAAACCACCACAAGUACUUCAAAACCAAGCUGACAAAUGGGCUUUCCUGAUGCACCGUUCCGGGAAGAAAAACAUCACUGACAAUCAGUCACCGGAAAAGCGGAAAACAGGAAAUUCAGUAAUCUUGUCAGAUCGAUCUCGUAAACUGCCGGUUGUGGUUGUUUCUGAGCAUGAUAAGGUGACAGAGCAUCAGAAAUUUUCUGGAUCGUCCACUUCAGGACGUUUAACCAUUACAGAGAUUAAGGAAAAAGCGGACCAUCUUUUGAGUACUGUUUUCAAGUACAAAAAGUAUAAAACGAAAAUUCAAAAGCAAGCUAUUUAUACUGUAGCGAAAAAAAAAUGUGAUGUUUUUAUAUCAUUGCCAACUGGUGCCGGAAAGUCGUUGUGUUAUCAGCUACCGGCACUAAUGUAUCAUCCGGGUGUGACGGUUGUAUUUUCACCGUUAAUAGCACUAAUUCAAGAUCAAGUACUUUCUUGUAAAGCCCGUGGAAUCAAAUGUGAUUCAUUGAAUUCAAAAACUGGUGUUGAAGAUCGAAGACGAAUUAUUGAGGAUUUGCGAUCAACAACACCUGAAACACAGUUGUUGUACAUUACCCCGGAAUCUGCGGCUACUCAAAAUAUUCAGAGAAUGAUUGUGAGCUUGUUCAAAAGAGAUCUGCUGAAUUAUUUUGUUGUUGAUGAAGCACAUUGUGUAACACAUUGGGGCCAUGAUUUUCGUCCUGAUUAUUUAAAACUUGCAAACUUGAGACAACUAGCGCCUGAGGUGUGUUGGAUUGCACUGACGGCUACAGCUAACAAAAAUGCGCAGGAAGAUAUCGUGAAGCAGUUGAGGCUAAACAGCGUAAAAAUGUUUAAGGCAUCAACAUUCCGCGACAACUUGUAUUACGAUGUUAUUAUGAAAGAUCUGAUACCUUCUGUGCCUGAGGCAUUGGGUUGUGCUCAGAAAUCCACGCCCAUCGCAAAAUCUGCUCCUGAGCUGAAAUCAGCAAUUGAUAAAUCAGUGCUCAAAUCAGCAGAAAAUGGCCAUUCUUCAAAAUCCAAAGAGACGCACGGCAAAUCGGUUUUUAUGGGCAGUGGUAUUAUAUAUUGCCGUACACGAGAGGAAUGCGAACGAAUGGCUACUCGUCUAACUGAAGAAGGUAUUCCUACAUAUGCUUAUCAUGCUGGCUUGAGUAAUAAGUUGCGUGAUGAUAUCCAGGACAGGUGGAUGAGAAAUGAUAUCCCCGUUAUUGCAGCUACUAUUUCGUUUGGAAUGGGUAUCGAUAAAGCAGACGUCAGAAUAGUUGUUCACUGGACGUGUUCACAGAAUCUCGCAGCCUAUUAUCAGGAGUCGGGUCGUGCUGGACGUGAUGGUAAACGAAGUUAUUGUCGUAUCUAUUACAGCAGAGAUGAUCGACAAUUGCUCAACUUUUUAAUUAACCAAGAUGUUUUGAAAACCAAAGUGCGAGCCAAAAAAAUAGAUAAGAAGAUAAUUGAUGAGCAGGUAAAAGCAAUACAACACGGUUUCGAAAAAAUGGUAGAAUAUUGUGAAAAACCACAAUGCAGACAUAUUUCCUUUGGUCGUUAUUUUGGUGACGAUGACUUACGGCCAUGUGGAAAGAGUUGCGAUUAUUGCAAAAAUCCUAAGGCUUGCGACGAAAUAUUAUCACGUUUUAAUGCGGAAGCUUGGAAAGAUGUCUGUAAUUCACAGUCUCGGAAGCGUCGUUUUGAUGAUGGCGAGGACUAUUUUCUGUAUGAAGGAGGUCGAGCAGCAGUGAAAGAAUGGAAUGUAAGUGAAUCUGGUGAUGAGGCUGCAGUUUCGGAAAAUAAGGAAAAGCAAUAUCGUACAGAAAUUAUACAACAAGAAUUUGCGAAACGAAGAAAGGCCACUACAGCGAGUUCAACAGCUGGUAGUCGGCAAGUUCCUACGAAUCUGUUGAUUAUUGAACCAACAGCAAAAAGAGUCGCCAGUGUGACAGCUAAUCGAAGAGAAACGGUGCGCACAGCAAUUUAUACAGCUUUGAUUGCAAAUUUGUUUGACGAACGACAUAAUGCCGAUAUUGAAAAGGCAUCUUGCCACAUCGAAUAUGAUAUUUAUAAAAAUUCGAAAAAUAGUUUUACCUAUCAACAUAAAGUGUCUCAAAAGAUAGCUGAAAUCAGGAAAUUGACAAAAGAAAACAAGAAAUACGAUAUCCUUCAUAACGAUUCUGGACCAGUGACAUCGAAAAUGCUGGGUUUUCAGACAGCAUCAACCUUGAUUUGCUAG